Camelus dromedarius (Arabian camel) is the source of this 7777-nucleotide messenger RNA. It is a transcript of the gene PAPLN, whose product is annotated as papilin, proteoglycan like sulfated glycoprotein. Bases 491 to 5038 code for a protein of 1515 amino acids. Gene Ontology annotation, molecular function: serine-type endopeptidase inhibitor activity; metalloendopeptidase activity. Lineage: Eukaryota; Metazoa; Chordata; Mammalia; Artiodactyla; Camelidae. The record is from RefSeq and is a predicted model, not a curated record. Gene Ontology annotation, biological process: extracellular matrix organization; proteolysis. The transcript is spliced from 27 exons. Gene Ontology annotation, cellular component: extracellular matrix.
AAAAGAAGGCCAAUUAGGAAAGGAAAUUAAUUUUAUCCCAUUUAUUGAGUUCCUACCUUGAUCCCAACUAGUGCUUUAGACACAGGAGAUAGGGAUGCAAGCUUUACCCUCGGGGACCUCACUGCUAAGUUAGGGAGACUCCAGUUCCCACAGGGUGAUGCAUCAUAGAACUACAGCAGACAGAGGUGGAGACUGAGGGAGCAGGGAGCCACCAACUUUGCCUGGGAUGGUGUGAGGAAAGCUUCUAGAGAAGGUGAGUUUGACCAGGGUCUUGAGGGAUGAGUAGGAGUUUGCAAGGGAGAGGGGGUUUCCAGAGUUCAUUUUCGGCAGUGGUAAAAGGUGGCUGGGAGGUGGGAAAGAGCAGCAGGUGUGUGGAGAAACUCAUUUGUGGCCCAAUCAUAGAAUACAGGGGUAGAAGACAAGCAGGCAGCUGGACGCAGGGAUGUGUAGGAGGGAUGGCACAUAACUGGAAGGCUCAGGCGCAGAAGAAAUGGGGCUGGUGCCAGCACAGAGUGGAGGGCAAGCCAAGCCUUGGCACAGAGCCAAAGGAAUGGAGGCCCUGGGCAUCGCUAGUCACCAGGGAUGGAUGUCAGCAGGGCUGGGUGUGGGGGAGAUGGGGCGGGAAGGAAGACAGCCAGCGGCGGGGAGAGAAAGUCCAACCUCCGCAGACGCUCCGGGUGGCCGGGCCGACCUCCUAGGCUUAGGCUGGGACGGACACCGACGGAGCGGCCCUUCCGGCCCUGCGCGCCCAGGACUCCCGGAGACAGGCCUGGCCGAGAUGCGGCUGCUGCUGCUCGUGCCUCUGCUGCUGGCCCCUGCACCCGGGUCCUCGGCUCUGAAGGUGAGGCGGCAGAGUGACACCUGGGGCUCCUGGGGCAACUGGAGCCCCUGCAGCCGGACCUGCGGAGGGGGCGUCAGCUUCCGGGAGCGCCCCUGCUACUCCCAGAGGAGAGAUGGGGGCUCCAGCUGCGUGGGCCCCACCCGGAGCCACCACUCUUGCCGGACAGAGAGCUGCCCAGACGGCGCCCACGACUUCCGGGCGGAGCAGUGCUCCGAGUUCGAUGGCCAGGAGUUCCAGGGGCGGCGGUACAAGUGGCUGCCCUACUAUGGGGCCCCAAACAAGUGUGAACUGAACUGCAUUCCCAAGGGGGAGAACUUCUACUAUAAGCACAGGGAGGCUGUCAUAGAUGGGACACCCUGUGAGCCUGGCAAACGGGACAUCUGUGUGGAUGGCAGCUGCCGGGUUCUUCUGGUGAGGUAUAAAGAUGGCCACCAGCAGCUCCAGACAUCAGCUGUCCCAGCCUGGAAACCCCCUGGGACUCCCAGGAAUUCUAGUGACCUGGGGUUGCUUCUGGUUUGUCCUGGCCUGGGCCUCCCCCUGUACGUUUUGUGCAAGGUAUACAACCCACUGAUUGACCCAACCCCUAUGCUGGGAGCUGUAUCCAAACUCAGUAGGAGAGGUGGCUUCCAAAGGGAAAUGACGUGUUGUUGCCAGAGAAGGGGACAUGGAUGCCAAGCAGGCGGAAGAGGUGGAUUGAUUGUCAGUCACCAUUUACUUGCCCCCAUGGCUAGUAAAUGGUUACUGCUCUUCCCAGACCUGGCCGGGCCACCUGGAUUCAAGUCCCAGGGUGACCAUGACUUCCUCUGGUCUUUCCUGUCUCCCCUCAUCUCUACCUGGCAGGUUGUCGGCUGUGACCACAACCUGGACUCAUCAAAGCAGGAGGACAAGUGUCUGCAGUGUGGGGGUGACGGCACAACCUGCUACCCCAUCACAGGCGUCUUUGAUGCCAAUGACCUCAGCAGAGGCUACAACCAGAUCCUCAUAGUUCCUGUGGGGGCCACCAGCAUCCACAUCGAGGAGGUGGCCGCCAGCAGGAAUUUCCUGGCGGUGAAGAGCGUCCAUGGUGAAUACUACCUCAAUGGGCACUGGACGAUCGAGGGCGCCCGGGCCCUGCCCGUGGCCAGCACCAUCCUGCACUAUGAGCGGGGAGCCGAGGGCGACCUGGCGCCCGAGCGGCUCCAUGCCCGCGGCCCCACCUCAGAGCCCCUGGUCAUUGAGCUCAUCAGCCAGGAGCCCAACCCCGGCGUGCGCUUCGAGUACCACCUGCCCCUGAGCUCCCCCCGGCCCGGCUUCAGCUGGAGCCACAGCUCGUGGGGCGACUGCAGCGCUGAGUGUGGCGGAGGUCACCAGACACGCCUGGUCUUCUGCUCCGUCGACAAUGAGGCCUACCCCGACCACAUGUGCCAGCACCAGCUGCGGCCGGCUGACCGCCGGCCCUGCAACCCUCAUCCCUGUCCACACACCAAGCGCUGGAAGACAGGGCCCUGGGCGCCCUGCUCAGCCUCCUGUGGGGGCGGCUCCCAGUCUCGCUCCGUCUACUGCGUCUCAUCCGACGGGGCUGGCGUCCAGGAGGCUGCCGAGGACACCGAGUGUGCGGGCCUGCCUGGGAAGCCCCCCACCACGCAGGCUUGCAACCUGCAGCGCUGUGCAUCCUGGAGUGUGGAGCCCUGGGGGGAGUGCUCUGUCAGCUGCGGUGCCGGAGUCCGGAGGCGGAGCAUCACUUGCCGGGGUGACGAGGGGUCUCUGCUUCAUGCCACGGCGUGCUCCUUGGAGGACCGUCCCCCCCUUAGUGAGCCCUGUGUGCACGACGACUGUCCCCUCCUCACCAACCAGGCCUGGCACAUAGGCGCCUGGGGUCUAUGCUCCAAGAGCUGCAGCUCAGGCACUCGGAGGCGCCAGGUCGUCUGUGCCAUUGGGCCACCCGGCCACUGUGAGAGCCUGCUGCCGUCGAAGCCUGCAGAUGCGGAGCCCUGUAACACGCAGCCCUGCCAUCUUCCUCCAGAAGUCCCCAGCACACAGGAUGUGCGCACCAGCCCCAGGAACCCCUGGAUGCCUUUGGGCCCUCGGAAGACCCCUGCCUCAGAUUCCAGAGACCAGUGGUGGGCACCCCAGGAGCAACCCUCAAUUCAGGGUAACCCCAGAGGAGACCAGAGCCCCCAUCUGCCAGCCCUGGGCCCAGCCCUGUCUCCGCAGCAGUCCUCACACCAGCAGACCCUGCGGUCUGGCUCAGGGCCCCGUGACUGCAGACACAGCCCCUAUGGGUGCUGCCCUGAUGGCCACACUGCAUCUCUUGGGCCACAGUGGCAAGGCUGCCUGGGGGCCUCAUGUCAGCAGAGCAGGUUUGGGUGCUGCUCUGACGGCGUGUCUGUGGCUGAGGGGCCCCAUCAAGCUGGCUGUGCAAGGUCUUAUGGAGGUGACAACACCGGGAGCAGGCCAAGGUCGAGAGCGGUGGCUUCCAUAGCUCCCCAGGCCCAGCAGAAUGAGCCCAGUGAAUGCCGGGGCUCCCGGUUCGGCUGUUGCUAUGACAACGUGGCCUCUGCGGCCGGCCCUCUUGGGGAAGGCUGUGUGGGCCAGCCCAGCUAUGCAUACCCUGUGCGGUGCCUGCUGCCCAGUGCCCACGGCUCCUGCACCGACUGGGCUGCCCGCUGGUACUUCAUCGCCUCCGUGGGCCAGUGUAACCGCUUCUGGUACGGCGGCUGCCACGGAAACGCCAAUAACUUUGCCUCGGAGGAGGAGUGUGUGAACAGCUGUCGGGGGGGCCAACACGGGCCCCGCCGACCUGAGCCUGGGACCUCUGGCCAGAGCACACACACAGAUGGUGACGGCAGUGGUCCUAGGGGCCAGCAGGAGGCCAGCCGACAUGGGACGGGGCCCAUGGUCCAGAGAAAGCCCUUGCCUUCUGGUGGCCUCUGGUGGCACGACCAAGAGCCUGGGCCAGGGGCAGUGGACCGCAGACAGGCUUUUGGAGAACAGCCCCGGGGCCAGGAGCUUGGGCCCAGUGCCCCUGGACUGAGCAGAGACGCAGGCCGACCGGCACCAUCCUCCCACAGCUCCUCCUACAGGAUUACCCUAUUGGGCUUGGAGCCCUCCCUGGUGCAGGCAGCCCUAGGGCAGUUGGUGCGGCUCUUCUGCCCAGAUGACACCUCCUUGGACCCUCAUGCCGGGUGGCAGAAGGAUGGACAGCCCAUCUCCUCUGACAGGCACAAGCUGCAGCCUGAUGGCUCCCUGGUCAUCAGUCCCCUGCGGGCAGAGGAUGCUGGCACCUACAGCUGUGGCAGCACCAGGCCAGACCACGACUCUCAGAAGAUCCAGCUUCGAAUCACAGGGGGUGAUGUGGCCGUGCUAUCUGAGGCUGAGGCAAGGCACUUCCCUCAGACCAGGGACCCAGCCCAGGGCUACAGUCCUCGGGACCCCAGCAGAGGUGGGGAUGCUGGGGGCCUUGGGGCCACCUCCUCCUCGCACCCAUGGCCCACGACCAGGCUGCGUCUGGACCAGAGCCAGCCUAGGGUGGUGGUCGCCCAUCCAGGCCAGAGGAUCCGGCUGACCUGUCGCGCUGAGGGCUUCCCACCCCCAGCCAUUGAGUGGCAGAGAGACAGGCAGCCACUCUCUUCUCCCAGACACCAGCUGCAGCCUGAUGGCUCUCUGGUCAUCAGCCGCGUGGCUGUGGAAGAUGGCGGCUUCUACACUUGUGUUGCUUUCAACGGGCAGGACCGAGAUGAGCAUUGGGUCCAGCUCAGGGUUCUGGGGGAGCUGACAAUCACAGGGCUGCCCUCUACUAUGACGGUGCCAGAAGGUGACACGGCCAGGCUGCUGUGUGUGGUCACAGGAGAAAGUGUGAACAUCAGAUGGUCCAGGAACGGGCUGCCGGUGCGGGCUGAUGGCCACCGUGUCCACCAGUCCCCGGACGGCACGCUGCUGAUCUACAACCUGCGGGCCAGGGACGAGGGCUCCUACACGUGCAGCGCCUACCGUGGAAGCCAGGCAGUCAGCCGCGUCACUGAGGUGAAGGUGGUCCCAUCGGCGCGGGCCGCCCAGCCGAGGGACCCCAGCAGGGAGUGCAUCGACCAGCCGGAGCUGGCCAACUGUGACCUGAUCCUGCAGGCCCAGCUCUGCGGCAACGAGUACUACUCCAGCUUCUGCUGUGCCAGCUGUUCCCGGGUCCAGCCUCACGCUCAGCCCAUCUGGCAGCAAGGAUGAAGGCGAGCUCCAGCCCCAGUUCGGAAACACUCACAGAGCUGGGGAGAAGGGAAGACAGGCUCUCGGUCUCCCCUCCCUGGCUGGCAAAGAGAGUUAUCCUCUGGAGACACUGGUCUGUGCAAAGCUGCCCCAGCUAUUCAGCCUCAGCAGCGGUCAGCACCUGCCUCUCUGUGGUCCCAGCUGUGUUUGCAUCUCUGACAGAACCACAGGUGGCUGCGGAGUUGUCAAGGACCUAUUUGAAUAAGGACACCCUUUACUUUACAACUUCCCUUUAUAAUUUGUUAUACAAGAUCCAUUCACUGUGUUUUAAAGCAUGUUACUAGGGUUCUCACUUCACUUAAAGCCGGGUGGGGAGGUGUGUAACGAUUUCAGAGUUUAUACCCAUCUCUAACAGGAACACUAACUCCUUUUGUGUCAGGGAAGCAUUUUUUGCUCGAACUAGAUCUCACCUGGGGUCCAAACAAUGGCCCAUUAUUCGAGUCUCUCUCACCCUUCCAGGCAGUCUAGCAACCAGCUUCAAACCCCAUCUGUGUGUGCAAUUAACAACGUGACGUUCAUGACAGCUCUCAGCAAAGUGGAAUGUAAUAUAAGGCUCAGUAAAGGGAUAUGGGAUGCGUCGGUAUCUGAGCAUGAAAGAACUAGAAACGCUCCCUCCUUUCAGCGGGAGGUGGCGCCCUCCUCCUGAGGACUGCCUCCCACCUGCAUGGAGCUGACUGAUGGGCCUGCUCUGCGCAGUGGCCAGCGAGGAGGAGCCGCUCUGCCUCAAGCAGGAAUCUGUGAAGCAAAGUAUUUGCUGCCAGAUAAAAACCAGAUUAUUAAAAGCAGCACCAGCAGGGGCUCGGGGGGAGGGAACGAAUGGAGGGGAGGGCAAUGUGGUAAGAGGGAAGUGGAUUCAGAAAUGGUUUGAGUUGGAAGUAGUCAUUCUCCAUCUCUCAGAGCCUCUUCCUUCCUUGCUGCUAAAACAAGAGGCCUGGUUUCAGUGAGCUUCCAAGUUCCUUUCCAUUCUGACCUUCUAGAAACCCUCCAGAGGACUGGCUGGGCCUAGUAACAGGAGAUUCUGGGACACAGGAAAGACAGGCAUUACAGAAGAAGGUGACUUUUAUUACCAACACACUGGCUGGGAAAGAGACAAGCUGCAUCAUGGGUGAGUGAUACUUCGUGGUCUGCCUCUCAUUCCACAAAACAUGGGCCAGGGGCAGAGGUCUGCUUUUCUUUCCAUCCCCUUUCAUUCCCCAUGGCUGGUUUUGCUAUAGAAGUUGGAAAGUAGAGGCCACUUUCUUACAGUCCCCCAUUCUCUAGUUAAAGUAAUAUUUGGCUAAUUGAUGACACACCUCAGAAGGUAAGUUUGAAGUUAGCUCUUCUUAGAAGUAGGCACAGAAUAGUGGGUUGAAGUUAGAGGUGAGAGUAAAAAUCUAGACCAGUGGUUUUCAACCCUCUUCCAUACUGGGGGCUUUUUUAAAAAAAAAAAACCGCACCUGGAGCUUUACUCCCCUGAGGUUUUGCUUUAAUUGGUCUGGAGUACAGGCCAGGCACGUUGAUUGAUUUUAAAAGCUCCCAGAUGAUUCUAACGUGAAUCCAAAGUUGAAAAGUCACUGCUCACCCCAGACUCCUCAGAAUGUGGAUCUUGUUCAAACGCAGAUUCUGACGACCAGGUCUGGGGUGGGGCUGAGGGUCUGUACCUCUAACCACCUGCCAGGUGAAGUCCACCCUGCUGUUCCAGACCACACUUUGAACAGCAAGAAUCUGACAGGAGAGAUGUGCUUUGGAACAACCAAAGCCUAAAGUAUAAAUACAAAUAUGAAUUUUAAGAACAUACUAGUCCCAGUAAAAGAUUCUCUAGCCAUCAGACUAGAGCGCUGCAGCAGCAGUGGGUGGAGAGAGAACACGGCCAAAAAAAAAACCCAACUCACCGGCUAAUAAAGAAAAGGGGAAAGAACAGCCCUUCAUGGCCAAAAGCUUCUACCACGAACAUUUAUUUUUGUUAAAGCAGAUUAUAAAUUCUCAUCAGUACAAAUAUAUAUAACUUACAUUUGAUUGUAAGGCCAACGUUCAAAAGUAAAAAUGAGAUGCGAUCUCAUGUUACGAGAGGUCAAGUGGCUGCAGCUGGCAAUGGGAUGUUCUGCUCACCACGGGGAGAGGGAUGAACAGGAACACACAGCGCUAAUAAAACCAGACUCUCCAUCCCCACGAAACUCGUGGGAACAAAACUUAAGGACAAAACAAAACCCAAGACCUACAUGACAAACCAACACAGUAAUAACCUGCGUUCCCGUCUACAGAUGUGAUUAUGUCACUGUCACCUUAGUGUUAAAGGAAUAACAUAAGGAAACUGUAGCAAUAUAUAAAAGAAGAAAAUAUUCUCUACAGAGCAUAUUUAGAUUGAGUCCAUUAACAUAAUGACAUUAGAAUUUCAUUAGAGGUUUAAAACCAGGACAAUACUGCUCGCUCUUUAUUUAAAACUACAACCUAGUGACUGUUGGUCAUAAGCAUGAUUGUUGUUGCAAUGUGCUACUUACAGUGAAUGAUACCAAGUAAGCUAGGGAUCCCGCCUGCAACUUCCAGCCCCUCCUCUUUUUACUUCAAUAGGCAUCAAUGAUAAAUCAAUCUUAUGUACAAUUUCUUACAGCUAGCCUUUUUACCUUUGGCAAGAUUACUUACAACUCAUACAACUUUUUAAUGUUGAGAACUAUUUAAAAUAUUCUAAAUGCAUAAAAAUAAAGAUUUUGGCUUUUUUUGAUA